Cimex lectularius (bed bug) is the source of this 542-nucleotide messenger RNA. Its product is annotated as protein MANBAL. The record is from RefSeq and is a predicted model, not a curated record. The transcript is spliced from 2 exons. The coding region runs from base 92 to 442 and encodes 116 amino acids. Gene Ontology annotation, cellular component: membrane. NCBI's taxonomy places the organism in Eukaryota, Metazoa, Arthropoda, Insecta, Hemiptera, Cimicidae.
UUUUCCAAAUGGUUAUAUUAAAACUGGAAUUAAAGAGAAUAAGAAAUAUUUUCAUAUAAGGGGGUGUGGCCUGUUGAAAGGAGGGAAUACCAUGGGCAUCCCUCCCAUCCAACCAACACCAACAGUCCAACAGACGCUGUUUUUAUUAGGUUGGGAAGGUUGUAAACUUGACAGCAACAAAAAAAAGAAUAUGGUAGACUUGGAGAUUCCACCUGAGACAACAACAGAAUUUCUUAUACGUGUUGGACUUUACAUUGGAGCUAUAUUCCAGCUCACUUGCAUCCUGGCGAUAAUAAUAUUACCGGAUAAAAACACAAACAGCCCACUGAGCGGAAGUCGAAAUAUAGAUAAUUCGGACCAACAGCAGUGGGAAUCUUCAUCAGCACCAGCCAGGCAUUCGCACAACAGGGCGAGAAAGCAGGAUAAAAAGAAAAGGCGUUGAACUUUCAUUGUUUUUAAAAUGUUUAUUUUACUCAAGAAUAUUUAUACAUUUGUGUCGUAACAUUCCAGAAACGUGUGGUUAGUGACCGUUAGUCGAUGAU